AUGCUUCCCUCUCCCUCUACCCCCUUCCAACAGACGACGCAGAAUGGUGAAGACAGCCUACCAGAUGACGUGAACAUUCAUUACCAAAACAUGGAGGACCCGGCCAACGUCCGAACGAAGACCCCCGCGGAAGACACUCAAAACCACAAUCGUGAGAGCAAGCUGGAAUCACAGGCGUCAAUACAGGAAAAAAAAAAGACUCAGAACGGCUGUGGAGCAAAGCGCGGUGAAAUGGUAAUCACUUUGCUUGAGGAUGUGGCCGAAUCGAGUGACAGAAAAAGAUGCCCUCCGAGAGUCUGCAAAAGGCUCUCCUACAAAAACCAAACCAAGUACGGCUGCAAAACCGAGGCCUUCGGCGAGAUCAGUCAGACUACUAUUUUCCCAAUUAACGACCGCAGAGGAUUCACAUGUGAUUCUCCGAAUGGUCACAUUAAUAAUCGCCAGGAAAAAUCCAACGGCAAACAGCACACCGAUACGGGAAUUCUCAGGGUUGCCACAAUUAAGACGCAUCACCAUUGUAACGGGGGCUAUCACGUAACCGAGGUGAAAAGGAAUCCUGCUGAGAAUAUUGUUCAAGCAGAGAGCUUUAGCACUAGAAAGAAAAUUGGCGUCAGAGGUUCCCCGCAGUUCAGGCUUUCAACCGGCGCCCGAACAAAGUUCAUCCAGACCUCCUCCUCUACUGUGAACGUCUCGGCAGUGGUCAAGAAGGGCGAGGUCGCUUACAUGUUAAUGGACAAUAAGGCGAGCGUUGUCGGGGUUGGCAACGCCAACGGCCCGAGGGAUCCCACGACACCGGAACACACCGAUAAAAAGUGGCUUUCUCCUCAGGAAGUAGUUCAAAAAUUUGGCUCUUCUUUGACGGACUAUGAGAAAAAGGAAAUUCUCUCGUACAAGAAAAUCUGGUACUUUGGUUCUGGAGCCGCUAAAUCUUCCAGCACAGGUGACAGCUACAACAACGGUUUCGACAACAAAUGUGGAGAAUACAAAACGGUUCUACAUGACCACAUUGCCUAUCGGUAUGAAUUAAUCAAGACAAUAGGAAAAGGAGCUUUUGGUGAAGUUCUAACGGCGUUUGACCACCGCGAACAGAGACACGUGGCUUUAAAAAUCAUCCGGAAUAGGCCAAACCUCCACGAACAGGCAAAAGUUGAAGUACAGAUGCUCAGGACCGUAGAAAAGCGGGAUCCUCUCGGAAAAAAUUUCACCUUGCGAAUUUUUGAUGACUUUACCUUUCGCAAUCAUCCCUGUAUAGUCUUUGAACACAUUGGCGCAAAUCUAUACGAAGUUCUGAAGAGGAAUGAGUUUCGUGGAUUUCCAGUGAGGGUUAUCAGGAAAAUGUGCCGCUGCGUUCUAAAGUGUCUUGCUAUUUUAAGUGACGAGGAUAUUGUACACUGUGAUCUAAAGCCAGAAAACAUUCUCAUUGUUCCUGGAAAUAAACCCUACGUUAAAUUAAUCGACUUUGGUUCCAGCUGCAAGGAACCAGAACAAAUUUACAAUUACAUCCAAUCGCGCUACUAUCGUGCCCCAGAGGUGAUUCUUGGUCUUCGAUACACAAAGCUGAUUGACAUGUGGAGCCUUGGCUGCGUGGUAGCGGAACUUUACACAGGCGAGCCUCUUUUCCCUGGAAAGGACGAAAAUGACCAACUCCGCUGCAUUGCCGAACUUCUUGGUGAACCUCCUGCAAGCAUGCUUCAGGAUUCUACUGUUUUGGGCAAAAUGUCGGGUGCGUAA
Molecule: messenger RNA, 1731 nt
Organism: Mesocestoides corti
Lineage: Eukaryota; Metazoa; Platyhelminthes; Cestoda; Cyclophyllidea; Mesocestoididae
Source: the annotation of a GenBank genome assembly